UGGGCAUUUAUUGUGGUGAAGCGUGACAGGGUUUGUGGCGCACACAGAAGAGGCAGCUCCCAUCAUCAUUAGCACCACCACGAUGACAGAGAUGCGGAUCUCGGCGGUUCGGUUCCCGUUGCUCGGAAUCCUCCUGGUAUGGCUGCAGCUCGGCACGGUUCCGGCCCGCAGCCCCCGCACGGUAGACCAGGUCUCUGAGGCCGAUAUCCAGCGGCUCCUGCACGGCGUCAUGGAGCAGCUGGGCAUCGCUCGACCCAGAGUGGAGUAUCCUGCACACCAGGCCACCAACAUUGUGGGGCCCCAGAGCAUACAAGGUGGUGCACAUGAGGGGCUGCAGCACCUUGGACCUUAUGGGAACAUCCCAAACAUUGUGGCGGAGUUGACCGGGGACAAUGUCCCCAAAGACUUCAGUGAUGACCACGGAUACCCGGACCCACCAAACCCGUGUCCACUGGGAAAGACGGCAGCAGACGGUUGUUUGGAAAACGCUCCGGACACUGCAGAGUUCAGCCGAGAGUUCCAGAAACACCAGCACCUCUUUGACCCAGAGCACGACUACCCGGCGCUGGCCAAGUGGAACAAGGAGCUUUUGUACCAGAAAUUGAAGGGAGGACCAAAAAGAAGAAAAAGGAGCGCCAACCCGUACUUGAUGGGCCAGAGGCUGGACAACGUGGUCGCCAAGAAAUCUGUUCCUCGCUUCUCCGAGGAGGAGAUGGAGGAGGCGUCGACGACCGUUUCUGCCGCCACAAAAUCCACCACAACCUAAACUCCCCUGCAUGUGCAACAACGUAGUACACUCUCAGAUGCACACGUUUUUAACACUAGAUAUCAAAGCAUUUUGGGUAAUACGGAGCUUAAUAGUGAGUUUAGUGAAGGAGAAUUGGGUAAAAAUAGAGAGAAAAUAAGCACUCUCCUCUCAGCUGUGAUGCUGAAUUGGCUUUCUAGAUACAGCAUCACGUGUCAAGAGUCUAUGUCACGUGUAAAAUAAAUGUUCUAUUGCUGAAUAGGUUUGUUUUGUGCACCCCAUUUCUUUUUAAAGUUAUAAACAAUUUAGUAUUUUUCUCUUUGUGGAGAAAGUUCACACACAACCUGGGGGGGGAAGUGGAACAGAUUUUCAAUUCAUCAGUUGUUUCUCUUAUGUUCACAAGAAACAAAUCAAAGACACAGGCUGAGAGGAAAUUUAAAACCAAGUCAAAGUCAAACAAGUUUUAUUCUUCAAAUCACAGGCUUCUCUGACAUGUUUCUUUCUUUUACUCUCGCUAUAUAUCUGCUAUAGAGAUUUGUCAGGAGUUAACAUGACUCCUUAAUCAAGUUAUGUGAAGAAAACAUAACUUAAAUCAAUAUGAUAAACCGCUAAAUCAUCAGCAUUCAUCAGGGUUGCUACGUUAAAGCCUCGUUAUCCUCAUCAGGAAAGUUCCCGGGCAUCUGCACACACCGCGUUUUUAAAAAUGUGUUUUGAAAUCACUUUCAACCCCAAAAUACUAGAAUAUGUGGUGUUAAGAUACCUGACGGUGUACUGUGUAUCUACAACAGCUGUAUCAUAGAAGUUGUAUAAAGAGAAAUAAUGAAUCAUGAGUUAUUAUAAUUAAUAACCAAAAAAAAUAUAUACUAGUGUUUCAUUUUAAUUUAUAAGCCGUUCUUUAUUCUGAAGCAGAGGCACAAUAUAGAUAAUACUCUUAAAGUUAACUUAAGCUUUGUGUUAUGUAAAGAAUGGUUGUUAACACAAAACAUUUACAGAUUUCUCUGACUGGAAUUUAUUUACUUGGCUGCAGUCAACACGUGUCUCCACAGGCAGAGGAAUCUCUCUCUGGAGUUGCUUCGUCUUGUCAAAUAUGUUUAUGUUCUGUUUUGUUUUGUGAAGUCAAAUAAACGAUUUAUCUGCAAUGA
Messenger RNA from Solea senegalensis (Senegalese sole), 1887 nucleotides. Its product is annotated as neuroendocrine protein 7B2. Gene Ontology annotation, molecular function: enzyme regulator activity. The transcript is spliced from 6 exons. The record is from RefSeq and is a predicted model, not a curated record. Gene Ontology annotation, cellular component: secretory granule. The coding region runs from base 83 to 766 and encodes 227 amino acids. Lineage: Eukaryota; Metazoa; Chordata; Actinopteri; Pleuronectiformes; Soleidae. Gene Ontology annotation, biological process: regulation of hormone secretion; neuropeptide signaling pathway.